Ficedula albicollis (Collared flycatcher) is the source of this 1545-nucleotide messenger RNA. It is a transcript of the gene AP1S2, whose product is annotated as adaptor related protein complex 1 sigma 2 subunit. The transcript has 4 exons. The record is from RefSeq and is a predicted model, not a curated record. Gene Ontology annotation, molecular function: clathrin-cargo adaptor activity. Gene Ontology annotation, cellular component: intracellular membrane-bounded organelle; AP-1 adaptor complex; membrane coat. NCBI's taxonomy places the organism in Eukaryota, Metazoa, Chordata, Aves, Passeriformes, Muscicapidae. The coding region runs from base 1 to 462 and encodes 153 amino acids. Gene Ontology annotation, biological process: vesicle-mediated transport; intracellular protein transport.
AUGCAGUUUAUGUUGCUUUUUAGUCGCCAGGGGAAACUGAGACUCCAGAAGUGGUAUGUCCCAUUAUCUGACAAAGAAAAGAAGAAAAUCACAAGGGAACUUGUUCAAACAGUAUUAGCCCGCAAACCGAAAAUGUGCAGCUUCCUGGAAUGGAGAGACCUGAAGAUUGUCUACAAAAGAUAUGCAAGUCUCUAUUUCUGCUGUGCUAUUGAAGAUCAGGACAAUGAACUAAUAACUCUGGAAAUAAUUCAUCGCUAUGUAGAACUUCUUGACAAGUAUUUUGGCAGUGUCUGUGAACUUGAUAUUAUCUUCAAUUUUGAAAAAGCCUAUUUCAUUCUGGAUGAGUUCCUUUUAGGAGGGGAAGUUCAGGAGACAUCCAAGAAAAAUGUUCUUAAAGCCAUUGAACAAGCAGAUCUUUUACAGGAGCCACGCCAUGAAUACUUUAAUGUACCAGUGUACUAAAUGGCUUCAUUCAUCAUGCAUGCAGAAUUUCAGAGGAGAUAGACCUGUGACUUACUCAUGACAGAACAUUAUCAUCAGAUUGCUGAAUCCAGUCAUCCUGAAUCUAAUAGAAUGCCACAAUCAUUCUCUGCUGUUGUACUUUCCUCUUCCCCCUCUGUUUUACAGUGUUGUCUCUUCACAUGUCUCGUUUCAACAAAACUUGUGCUUGUUGGCGUAUGGUUUAACUUUUUUAUUGUGUGUAACCUUGAAGUCUUAUGCUUAAAAGUUCUGUAGCAUUUUCUGAGCUAAACAUCUAUAUACUGCAACACCUAUUCUGUAACAUUACUCAAGCCACUUUUAUCUUUUAAAUAGGUUGUGGUGGUAUUUAAACAUAUGCUUAAAGUCUGUAGCUGAAGUUAAGACUUACAGAGAAAGUAGUGAAGGAGAAGUAUCAUGUGAAAUGUGUGUACACACAAGUAUUAAAUGAUGCUGAAUGAAAUUCUAUGUAGACCAUGCAUCUUAAUUAAAGGUGCAAAAACACUAUCCCUUUCUGAAGACUGGCACAAUGGUGUGACUGACCUUACAAAAAAGAGGGACCCAGAAUUGAUUAGGUCAAAGAGAAUGAUGGGUAAAUCUGAAAUUAAAACACUUGUAUUUAAAUGUGCAGUACACUCUUGUGAGUAAUUUAACAGUUACUGCCACUGAGAAUAAUAUCAUUGCUUUACAAAUGAAUAAUGGAGUCAUAGAAUCAUUAAGGUUGGAAAAGACUUCUAAGCUUAUUGAGUCCAACCAUUAAUGGUUAGGGUUGGAAAGAUCUAAGUCCAUUAACAGUAUGCUUGCAAUAUGCCUUCUUAAAUUGGCAUUUCCAGUUCUAAAUGCUGGCUGCCUUGUGUAUUGGAGAACUGCCAUGAGGGUGAAUAUAAGUGCUUUCAGUUGAAAAGUGGGCAGAGUGAGAGGGCAUGUAAUGCAUCCUGUUUGUAACCUAAAACCAGUGGUGAUUCUGAAAAUUGUUUCCAUGAAUUAUCAAGGAGGUAGUUACUAAAACAAACCACAAACAAGCUAGUUCCAUGUUCUAUGUGUGGUAAUGCACUACUUUCCAAAUGU